AUGGUGCGGCCUUCGGGCACGGUGCUGACCUACCUCCCCGAGCCGCCUGGCUGGCGAGCCCAUCCGCCCGGGCGACUCCCCGCGGACCCGCCCGACCCCUGCUGGUCCCUCGAUCCCGCGCCGCCGGCGGAGGGCUCGCGGCCCCUCGCGAUCGUGGAGGUUGUCGACUACGACCUCUCUGCGCUCGGCACUUCGCGCAUAGUUAAGCUCGACCCGGUCGGCGUGCUCGCCGAGCGGCUGGGCGACGUGGCAGUGCAGUGCGUGCGGCGCGCGCUGCGCGACUCCUGGACCUACCCCACCCUCGCCACGGCGGGCGACGCGCUUCUCAACGCAAUCUUUGGCGAGCGCGGCCCGAGCGGCUGGCUGUUUGAGGUGGUUGUGUCGCCUCACGUGUACGCCUCGCGCACGCUGUGGAAUACGCAGCUUCUCGGCCGGAGGAAGCAGCUCAAGACGUACCGCGGCCGGGACUUUGAGCUCGACACCUCGCCCGACCUCGCCUGCUGCAACAUGGACGUGCUGCACCCCGUCUCGCGCCCGCCGUCCGACGCCCGCAGGCACUGGACGUUGCGGAUCUGCCAGAUCACGCCCCUCGUCCGGCGGGGACUGAGCGACCGGGAAGCCGAGGCCGCGCUGCAGCAGCUGCUCGACAAGGCCCGCCGCCGCCCCAAACCCCACCCCCGCCUCUCUCCGGAUGCCGAGCAUGAUGUGCCGCCCGCUCAGGAGGUCCCUCGCAAGUCCGGGGCCGUCGCAAAGGGGCGGGGUCGCGGCGAAAGGACGGCGUCGCCGCCCGAGAGGCUCAGCGGCGAUACUCGGCCCAAGCCCGCCAAACCACGCCAGAAGCUGUCUAGCAAGGCCAAGCUGCAGAUUGGCCACGUUGUGUUUCUGCACCCGGACCGGCUGCCCCUGGGUGCGAGCCCGCACCAGCCACACCUCAUCCUGGCCGAGGCAUGGCCCAUCCGGGGGGAGCGCGGCGGCAGCACACGACGCCACUUCCGCCUCCAGCCCCAGCCGUCGGGCGAGCCCUUCCUCCUCGAGGAGCGGACGGUGACCGCGCUGCACAACGGCUUCCGCGGCGCGUGGCUGGCGAUGGAGGCGGUGGGGGACGCGGCGCAGCGGGAGACCCUGCUCCGCGCCCUCGCGUGGUACUGCGAAGAGUACGCACGGCCGCCCUUGGCCUGCAUCCGCCUGCUGCUCCACUCUGGCACGGUCAGCAGGGAGCAGGCGCUCGAGCUCGCGGCCGAGAUGCGGGCGCUGACGGGCGGGGGAGGCGAGGCCUACGCGAGCGACGGAGAGGAGCCGGCAGGCGCGCGCCCGUCUCCCCGCCGCGGGUUGCGGCUCAAGGCGCUGCCUACCGCCUCGGGGGGGUCGUCUAGCGCCGGCUCGUUGCCUCGCCUCCCCGAGCCGGAGGAGCUGACGGCGGACGAGGCUGCGCCCGUCGAGGCCGUGGUGCCGUUUGCGCAGCUGCUCGGCAUGGAGUGGAGCCGACCACGGGCGGCGCCGCGCGCGUCGAGCGCCCUCCCUCCGGCCGCCGACGUCGACCACGCCGAGCUGCGGCGGGCGCUCGAGGAGGCCUUCCGCAGCCACUUCCGCGCCGACGUCGAGAGGGACGAGGUCGGGCUUGGGGCGCUUCAGGCGGAGGGCAUCAGCAUCACGCCCGACGAGUACGAGGCGGGCGCCGAGUGGCGGUGCGCGUGCGCGCUCGCGACGCACGGCGCGCUCGUGCGGCUCGGGUACGCGACGCGCCGCGGGGCGCUGCUCCACUUCGCCGCGGCCACGCUAAAGGGCGAGUGGAGCCGCGCUGUGCCCGCGGAAGCGGAGGCGCGGCUGGGGGAGGGGAGAGUGGCGCGAGGGACAGUGGGCGCGUGCUCGCCGACCGGCGAUUGCGACCCCCCGCCGCCGCCUCGCGACGAGGGAGCGGCGGCGCGAUUGCGCGACGAGGAGCCGGCCGGGGGCAUCCCGGCCGGCGUGGUGCUGCAUGCGGGCGGCGCGGCAGGCGGCGGGGGCGGCUCGUUUGUGACAGCUCCGACAGCAGCGACGGGCAGCGGCGGCGGCCCGCCCGCCGGGACGGGCUUCAAGCGCAGGCGGGCGGCGGUCGACGACGGCAAGAUUGCGGGCAUCUGCAGCGCGGAGCGCGGGCAGCGCGAGGCCGCGGCGCGUGGGGAGGCGGUGGUCCCGGCAUCGUACCGCGCCGCGGUGCUGGAGGGCCUCCGCCGCGUGCUAGUCAAGGAGGGGGGGGACCCGGAGGAGUGGUGGGCGAGGAAGGGCGCGGGAGGGCCGUUCCCGUUUGAGGCGGAGUUGCAGGCUUUGCGGGGGGAGAGCGAGCCCACCUAG
Messenger RNA from Emiliania huxleyi CCMP1516, 2331 nucleotides. RefSeq lists its product as hypothetical. Bases 1 to 2331 code for a protein of 776 amino acids. The record is from RefSeq and is a predicted model, not a curated record. NCBI's taxonomy places the organism in Eukaryota, Haptophyta, Isochrysidales, Noelaerhabdaceae. The transcript is spliced from 3 exons.